This is a messenger RNA of Onthophagus taurus, 455 nucleotides long. The record is from RefSeq and is a predicted model, not a curated record. Lineage: Eukaryota; Metazoa; Arthropoda; Insecta; Coleoptera; Scarabaeidae.
ACACAACAAAUUCAUCUAAAAUCAACCAUUAACCUCAACGAUGGCUUCUAAAGUAUGGUUUUUCACUUUGGUCGUACUAACAUUCGUCGUUUUGUCGAGUGGUCGUGGUGGAAAACGAAUCAAAGUGUGUGGAGACCAGCUAGGUAGAGCUUUGCAACUUGUUUGCGAUUCGAAGUACUACGGAAAACGAGCACUCGAAAACGAAUUAAAAGAUUUCCUGAUUAUCUACGACGACUCAAACGGCGAUGAACGGGAUAAUUUUCCUUUUUAUAACCCGAAUGGAAAAUAUAAAACGUUAUUCAACAGAGAGUUAUCUACAAGAGGUGUUGUUGAGGAAUGUUGUCAUAAUGCUUGUACUUUUGAUAUGCUGAGUUUGUAUUGCGAACGAUAAACGAUAAGGAUUUUUUUAAUAUUUAGUAUAUUUUGUCAAUUAUAUCUGAAAAAUUAAUAAAUUG